UGAGACUUGAGACUUGAGAGUCUUGUUGAACCUUAAAAACCACGAGGGUAAAGAGUAAAAAAAAUCCAAUCCGGUACAGUUUUCAAAACUGCUCAGCUUUUUCUCAUCAUCUUUAGCAAUGAAGCUGCAGAAUAAGAUGCAGAAGCAGUUAUUAUUAUUUUCACACUCACCUAACACUCUUUACUCUCUUCUCCACUCCCCAUUCUGCUGCUUGGCUUUUGUCCCUUUCAAUUCCCCUGUCACAUGGCCUCACUUUGCCUCCCUGUAUUAUUUGUUUUGGCCUGUACUAAACCUUGGAUGCUUAAUUGGAGUUUAACUGGAUGCUUUUGCAGUUUUGCUUCAUAUGGGUUCUCAUCAACAGUUCUCCAAGUCCAAUUUGUAGAUAAGCAUUUCUUCUUUUAAGCUUUUAAUUUUAUUACAUUGGGAUUUUUUUUCUCACUAAUUGGGAGCCCAUUUUGGUUUACUUCUUGAGCAUUAAGAUGUAGGGUCUUGUUUAGUUGGUACCCUUUUCGUUUUCCCACAUUAAUUUGCUUUCAAAAUGGUCACGACAAUGUGUGGUUUUCGCCUUCUCUAAAAAAGGGUUCUUUUGGUUCCUGGCAGUUCGCAUUAUGGCUGCUCUGUACAAAAAUAUCAUGAAAUGUGUUGCGGAAAUUGUUGCUUGUCAUUUGUAACUCUACUGGUAGUCUUCAUUUGGAUAUUCCUACUUCGUGAACUGUUUGGAUAGUUCUGUUUCCCGCGCCUAUUGGCCCAAUGAUUGUCAUAGCUAGUUGAAGUUGACGUUCUUCAACCCUUGAUUGUGUAAAAUCGACUGAACUUUGUUCUGGUUGUGGAUAGAAGGCAUUGAAAUUUGGGAAAUGAAGUGCAUUUGUUUGCUGUUGUUAGUAGUAUUUGUUGAACUGGCAGUUGGACAAUCAGAUUUGGAAACCCUUUUACUGCUGAAGAAGGGAAUACAGGGGGGCCCUUCAGUAAAUGUUCUUGAUUCAUGGGAUUCAAAAUCCUUCUCUUCUGAUGGCUGCCCGAAGAAUUGGUAUGGUAUUAGUUGCAGUGGAGGCCAUGUAACUUCGAUUACGCUGGAUAAUGUGGGGUUGACUGGGGUCUUCGAUUUUACUGCUAUUGCCGGGCUUAAAAAGCUUCUCAAUUUGUCAAUUUCUAACAAUCAGUUCAGUGGUAGUAUCUCAGGGGAGCUUGGAUUGAUUAGUGGUUUAAAGUAUUUGGAUCUCUCAAACAAUCAGUUUAAUGGGACAAUGCCACCUGAACUGAUAAAGUUGAGGACCUUGGUGUUUCUGAAUUUCUCUCUGAACCAUAUGGAAGGCACAAUUCCCUCUGGUCUUACUACUCUUGAGGAUUUGAAGUAUCUAGAUUUGCACUCCAAUGGUUUUACUGGGGAUGUCAUGGAUCUUUUAGCCGAUUUGGGCAGCGUGCUUCACGUUGAUAUAAGCAGCAAUAAAUUUUCUGGAUCCUUGGACUUAGGACUAGGAACUGCCAACUUCAUAUCUUCAAUUCAGUACUUAAAUGUUAGCAACAACAACUUGGCUGGUGAACUAUUUCCGCAUGAUGGAAUACCGUACUUUGAUAAUCUUCAGGUUUUUGAUGCAACAAAUAACCAAUUUGUUGGUAACCUGCCAUCUUUCAAUUUUGUGGUUUCUCUUCAAGUACUGAGAAUCGGAGGCAACCAGUUGUCUGGAGCUUUACCUGAAGCUCUUUUGCAAGAGAGUUCAAUGGUCUUGUCUGAAUUAGACCUCAGCCUUAAUCAGCUUGAAGGUCCUUUAGGAAGUAUCAGCUCUCUGACAUUGAAGAUCGUAAAUCUGUCCUCUAAUAGGUUCUCAGGACCUUUACCUUCAAAAGUAGGACACUGUGUUGUCAUAGAUUUAAGUAACAACAUGUUCUCAGGAAAUUUAUCCAGAAUACAAAGUUGGGGAAAUUAUGUUGAGAUUCUUGACUUAAGCUCCAACUUACUGACUGGAACGUUUCCAAAUCAGACUUCCCAGUUCCUCAGGCUUGCUUCAUUAAGACUUUCAAACAACUCAUUGGAAGGUGUCAUUCCUCCUGUCAUAGGAAGCUACCCUAGAGUAAAAGUGAUUGACUUCAGCUUAAAUCACUUUAGCGGAUUUCUGUCUCUCUACCUUUUUAAUUCAACUGAACUGACUGAUAUUAACCUAUCUUUCAACAAUUUCUCCGGCACCAUACCUGUAGACUUAAUGGCCCCUCAAAAUCCUAAUUUGCUAUCACUUAAUCUUUCACACAAUGAAUUAGAAGGUCAUUUACCACCACAACUAGGAGUAUUCCAAAAUUUGGUAUACCUUGACCUAUCUAGUAACCAUUUCGAGGGAGACAUCCCUAAUGUUCUCCCUGAUAAACUGAUUGGCUUCAAUGUCUCAUACAACAAUCUUUCUGGUUCGGUACCAAAGAACUUGCAAAGAUUCCCGAUUUCUGCAUUUCAUCCUGGAAACACCUUUCUCAAUCUCCAAUAUCAGUCCUCUGCUCCGAUAAGUGGACCGAAUAUGAACUUGAAGAGGCAUGGCUCCCAACUCAAUCCCGCUACUAAAAUUGCACUCAUUGCAGGGCUGGUUGGUGGUGCUUCUAUUAUAGUUUUGUUAAUCUUUAUCAUCUUCUGCAAGUUCCAUUGCCAAGAUGGCAGCUGGUUAAGUUCAGAUGGGGUUAAUGGAAAGAAAGGUAUUCAUUCUCCAGUUCCUGUAUCUUUGCCUUCAUCCCAAAUGGUGCAUGCUCGUGACCCUGCCAACAAUACAGCAAUUGCACCUGAACUGAAAGAUCUUGGACAGGCUGAAGUGAUGUCAAAAACUGAUGUUAUAGCUUCUGAUUCGUCGCUGAUGACUUCUGCUAAUACAUUGCCAUCUAACAUCCAACAGCUGCCGGAAUCCUCUGCUCCACUAAAGGUUUCAUCCCCAGAUAAACUUUCUGGAGAACUCCAACUCUUUGACAGCUCACUGAGAUUCACUGCUGAAGAACUAUCUUAUGCUCCUGCUGAAUUUAUUGGAACGAGUUGUCAUGGGAAACUUUACAAGGCUUCACUGGGUUCUGGUCAUGUACUGGCUGUGAAAUGGCUUAAGGAAGGGAUAGUGAAAGGAAGGAAAGAAUUUUACAGGGAAGCAAGGAAACUAGGCAACAUCAGACAUCCAAAUUUAGUUUCUCUUCAGGGCUAUUACUGGGGCCCAAGGGACCAUGAGAAGCUGCUUCUAACAAAUUACAUAGAUGCACCAUGCUUAGCAUUUUAUCUCCAUGACAAAGAUAACGAGAGGCUGCCUCCUUUGUCUUUGAAUGAACGACUGAAAAUCGCUGUUGAUGUUGCUCGGUGCCUGAACUAUCUUCAUAGCGACAGUGUAAUACCUCACGGGAACCUGAAAUCUACCAACAUUUUGGUUGAAGUUCCUAAAUUUCAUGUGCUCUUAACGGACUACAGUCUUCAUAGGUUAAUGACUUCAGCUGGUACAGCUGAGCAGGUGCUCAAUGCAAGUGCCCUUGGCUAUCGUCCACCUGAAUUUGCAAGCACUAGUAAACCAUGCCCGUCAAUGAAAAGUGAUGUAUAUGCUUUUGGCGUCAUUUUAUUGGAGCUCUUGACUGGACGAGAUUCGGCUCAAGUUGUUGCAGAAAACGCUGACACUAUCAUUGACUUAACUGAAUGGGUGAGGUUAUUGGCCAUAGAAGACCGAUCAACUGAGGUCUUUGAUACAAGGAUUCUAAGCGUGCAAGAACGACCACUCAAAGCUCUUGGUAGCAUGCUUCAAGUUGCUCUUAGAUGUAUCCUUCCAGCGGACGAGAGGCCUGACAUGGUGAUGGUUUUCGAAGAUCUUUCUUCAAUCGUAUCAGAACAUGCCCUUCAGAGGUAGAGCAAAUUUGUAUACCAGUAGUCAAUGAAAUUUAGUAGGUUUCAUCUUGUGAUUCAAUUCUUUGCUAGUAAAUUAUUCCUCUGUUCCAUUUGUUUCUUGCACAGCUUUUAGGUCAUGUUUUAGAUUUGUGUUCAUAUGGUAGUUGUGAGCAGGGACAAGUUUGUUAUAUUAGUAUUAUUCGGAAAAAGAGAAACAUGAAGUUUUUCACAGGUUUAAUUAGUCGAUUUUCACCCUCACCAGAAGUGAAGAUUAUGGGUAGGAUUUUACUCCCACUGUAUGUGUAAUUAAACCAAUGUCAUUCUAAGAUAUUGAAAUCACGAAAUCAACCACAACUUAUUCAUCCGAGUACUAAAU
This is a messenger RNA of Oldenlandia corymbosa var. corymbosa, 4199 nucleotides long. The record is from the annotation of a GenBank genome assembly. NCBI's taxonomy places the organism in Eukaryota, Viridiplantae, Streptophyta, Magnoliopsida, Gentianales, Rubiaceae.